GCAGCAAACAUUAACUAGGGCCGCAAGUGUUGAGGCAGAGAGAGAAGAGAACAGGACAGGAGACUGGCGAUUGCUAAGAUCAGUGUCUGAGUUGGCCUCCAGUUUUUGGUACAACCAUCCCUCAGAGUCUAGAGAGGACUUAAAUCAUGAAGCUGAUUACCAUCCUUUUCCUCUUCUCCAGGCUGCUACCAAGUUUAAGUCAAGACAUGGCGCCCCAGGAAAUUGACUGCAAUGACGAGGAUGUUUUUCAGGCUGUGGAUGCCGCUCUGAAGAAGUAUAAUGCCAGGAACCACACUGGCAACCAGUUUGUGUUGUACCGUGUUUCUGAGGCCACUAAAAUGGUUGGUACUGACAUAUUUUAUUCCUUCAAGUAUCAAAUCAAGGAGGGUAACUGUUCUGUCCAAAGUGGUAAAACGUGGCAAGACUGUGAAUACAAGGACGCUCAGGAAGCUGCCACAGGAGCAUGUACAGCAACCGUGGGGAAGAGAAGAAAUAUGAACUUCUCUGUGGCGACCCAGACCUGCCAGAUUACCCCAGCCGAGGGCCCCACGGUAAGAGCGGAGUAUACUUGCCUGGGCUGUGUGCAUCCGAUACCUACUGACAGCCCCGACCUGGAGCAGCUUCUGAAACAUGGCAUUGAACACUUCAACAAUAACACGGAUCAUUCCCAUCUCUUUGCUCUUGAGGAAGUAAAAAUAGCCCAAAGACAGGUGGUGGCUGGAUUUAACUUUGAAAUUACCUACUCAAUUGUGCAAACCAAUUGUUCCAAGGAGAAGUUUCUAUUCCUAACUCCAGAGUGCAAGUCCCUUCUGAACAGUGAUGUUGGUGAGUGUAGAGAUAAGGUGUAUGUGAACAUUGAACAAAAAAUUGCUGCAUUCUCCCAGAGCUGUGAUCUCUAUCCAGGGGAGGAUUUGGUACAACCACUUCCCAAGAGCUGCCCUGGAUGCCCCCAGGACAUACCGGCAGACAGCCCUGACCUGAAGGAUGCACUUGAUCAUUCUAUCAGAAAGCUCAAUGCAGAGAAUAACGCAACCUUCUAUUUCAAGAUUGACACUGUGAAAAAAGCUACAUCACAGGUGGUAGGUGGAAUUAAAUAUGUUAUUGAGUUCACAGCCAAAGAGACUGAAUGUUCCAAAGAAAGUAACACAGAAUUGACGGCAAACUGUGAGGCCAAACAACCUGGUCAAAGUCUCAGCUGCACUGCUGAAGUUUACAUGAGGCUUUGGGAGAAGAAAGUUUUCCCCACUGUCAAGUGUCAACCACUGGAAAUGGUUACAAUGAUGAGAAGGCCUCCGGGUUUUUCACCUUUCCGAACGGUACAAGUACAGGAAACAAAAGAAGGAACAACUGUAAGUCCACCCUACACUUCCGUGAUGCCUGUCCAUGAAGAGCAGGAUCCAGAAAGUGAACAAGGGCCCGCUCAUGGGCAUGACCGGUUUCAUGAAAAUCCUAAGAUUGGCCAUGGUCAUAAACAUGAGCAUGACCAAGUCCAUUCCCCGCCAAAGAGGCAUGGCCUUGGUCAUGGACAUCAAAAACAGCAUGACCUUGGUCAUGGACAUCAGCUUAAACUUGAUCAUAAUCUUAAACAUCCAAAGGGACAUGGCUUUGGCCAUGGCCAUCCAACUGGACAUGACAUAGCUCAUAAACAUAAGCAUGGUCGUGACCAUGAACAACGCAAAAAUAAAGACAAAAUCAGUGGAAAGCACACUGACCGGAGAACAGAGUCUUCAGCAAGCUCUUCUGAGGAUAGUUCUACAUCUACACAGACACCAGGGAGGACAGAAGGGCCAAGCACUCUCCCGCCCCUAGUCCAGCCCAGUGUAGCAGUCACUUCUGGCUUUGAGGACUCGGAUCUCAUUGAAGGUAUGGUGGCUGCCUCGCCAUCAAAUCCCACAGAGAUCGAUGAUGAUUUGAUCCCUGAUAUCCACGUACAAGCCGAUAGGCUUUUGUUUAAGCUGAUACCUGAUUUUCCAGAAACAGCCCCCCACAACUGUCCUGGCCGUCCAUGGAAGCCAGGUAAUAGAAAGAAUCCAACCAUGGAAAUGAAAGAGUUUUCUGAUUUUGAACUCUCUGAUGCUCUCUCUUAACUUAUGCAGCACAGGUAUAUUUUUUAACACCUCACCUUCUCCUUUCCCUAUUGUUCAAGCACAAAUAUUAUAAUACAAGUCACCCAGACCAUAAAGCUUCAGAACAGCCUAGCGAGACCCCAGAAACCACUCAAUGGGACUCUAUAAACCUCUAUGGUUGAAUAAAACUGUGUGCCGUAGCCAAAUCCUUUCUGAGCCUGCCUUACAACUUUUCUAAACUUGCAUUGAAAGCAGCCUACCAUAAUUUGCUUCCUGUGAUAAUAAUUGUGUAUCUUAAAAUGUACAUUACCAGAUUUUAUAAGAGCUUUUUACUAUUCUGAAUAAACUGUGGUAUCUCUUUCUUAA
Molecule: messenger RNA, 2432 nt
Organism: Nannospalax galili (Upper Galilee mountains blind mole rat)
Lineage: Eukaryota; Metazoa; Chordata; Mammalia; Rodentia; Spalacidae
Gene: Kng1
Product: kininogen 1
Exons: 10
Coding region: 147-2087 (646 amino acids)
Biological process (GO): negative regulation of blood coagulation; negative regulation of endopeptidase activity; positive regulation of cytosolic calcium ion concentration
Cellular component (GO): extracellular region; blood microparticle
Molecular function (GO): cysteine-type endopeptidase inhibitor activity
Source: RefSeq, a predicted model, not a curated record